AUGGUGGAUAUUAUUUUCAGCUCUUCUUUCUUGGGUGAUAUGGGGGAUCAUUCCAAAAAGAAGUCAGGAAUCGCGAUGUGUGUCGGAUGUGGAAGUCAGAUCCAUGACCAGUACAUCCUGAGAGUCUCUCCCGACCUGGAGUGGCAUGCAGCCUGCCUCAAGUGCUCGGAGUGCAGCCAGUACCUGGAUGAGUCCUGCACUUGUUUCGUCCGGGACGGAAAAACUUAUUGCAAAAGAGAUUAUGUAAGGCUGUUUGGAAUAAAAUGCGCAAAAUGCAACCUGGGAUUCAGCAGCAGCGACCUGGUGAUGCGGGCCCGGGAUAACGUGUACCACAUCGAGUGCUUCCGGUGCUCGGUGUGCAGCCGGCAGCUGCUGCCGGGAGACGAGUUCUCUCUGCGGGAAGAGGAGCUGCUGUGCCGGGCGGACCACAGCCUGCUGCUGGAGAGGAGCUCCGCAGGCAGCCCCAUCAGCCCUGGACACGUCCACUCCAACAGAGCGCUUCACCUGGCUGACCCGGUCACGGUGCGACAGGCCCCGCAUCGGAACCACGCACACAAGUCGGAGAAGACGACGCGUGUGCGCACGGUGCUGAACGAGAAGCAGCUGCACACCCUGCGGACCUGCUACAACGCCAACCCGCGGCCGGACGCGCUGAUGAAGGAGCAGCUGGUGGAGAUGACCAGCCUCAGCCCGCGGGUGAUCCGCGUCUGGUUCCAGAACAAGCGCUGCAAGGACAAGAAGAAGACGCUGCUCAUCAAGCAUCUCCAGCAGCAGCACAGUGAUAAGACUAACCUCCAGGGCCUCACGGGGACGCCUCUCGUGGCCGGGAGUCCAAUCCGACAUGAGAGCAACAUGCACGGGAACCAAGUGGAGGUCCAGACCUACCAGCCUCCAUGGAAGGCCCUGAGUGAGUUCGCCUUGCAGAGCGACCUGGACCAGCCAGCCUUCCAACAACUGGUGUCUUUCUCUGAAUCGGGCUCUCUCGGAAACUCCUCGGGCAGCGACGUGACUUCUUUGUCCUCUCAGUUACCGGACACCCCCAACAGUAUGGUACCCAGCCCGGUGGAGACGUGA
Molecule: messenger RNA, 1074 nt
Organism: Limanda limanda (common dab)
Lineage: Eukaryota; Metazoa; Chordata; Actinopteri; Pleuronectiformes; Pleuronectidae
Product: insulin gene enhancer protein isl-2a-like
Exons: 6
Coding region: 1-1074 (357 amino acids)
Biological process (GO): neuron fate specification; axonogenesis; positive regulation of transcription by RNA polymerase II
Cellular component (GO): nucleus
Molecular function (GO): cis-regulatory region sequence-specific DNA binding; DNA-binding transcription factor activity, RNA polymerase II-specific
Source: RefSeq, a predicted model, not a curated record